AUGAAUCUUGGAGACUCCAAGAGUAAGAGACACGAGUCAAAGGAGGUUAUCUGCAAGCCAGCAUCUCAGGAGACGCGUGCUGUUAGGUUUAUCUCCAGCCUCGUCAUUGAUGAUAAUCCGCCUGGCACCUUUUCAAAAUCAAACGACUUCGGAAACUCUGACGAUUACAUCGCGCCGACUGAAUUAAAGAUAGAAACGGACCCGCCUCACGUCGCACGAAAUAUACGAGAUACUGCGAAAGACAUGGUUGCAAGUCGAGAUGGAGGGAGAAUUGCCAGAAAUUCAGAGAAGGCAGGAGGACGUUACACGACCAUUAGCAAGCCUACGUGUACGAGAACGGAACAAAUAUCAGUGCUCUGCAAUAAGAUUGGUUCAUGUCUGUGA
Messenger RNA from Glarea lozoyensis ATCC 20868, 384 nucleotides. RefSeq lists its product as uncharacterized. The record is from RefSeq and is a predicted model, not a curated record. Lineage: Eukaryota; Fungi; Ascomycota; Leotiomycetes; Helotiales; Helotiaceae. The transcript has 2 exons. Bases 1 to 384 code for a protein of 127 amino acids.